AUGCCCGACCAAAGAACCCUAACCAUCGCCAUCCUCCCCGGCGACGGAAUCGGACCCCAGCUAGCAAAACAUGCAGAGAACCUCCUACGCGCAAUCCAAAAGACUCGAACACAUCUAUCCUUCCAAACAAAGCAAUACCCCUUCGGCGGUGCCGCCCUAGCAUCUGGACACAGCAGCGCUUUACCAAACGCAACACUCAGCGCCGCAAAACAAGCAGACGCAGUUCUAGUCUGCGCAUGCAACGACCCUACAUACGGACUCGCGCCUGAGAAAGCCCUCUUGAGCCUCCGCCAGGAAUUAGAGGUGUAUGCAAAUAUCCGGCCAGUGCAGUUCCCCAGUUCGGCAGUCGCAGAGGCAGAGACGAGUGCGUGUUCUGGCAUCUACAAACCAGACGCAGUCAAGGAUCUGGAUAUUGUUUUCUUUCGGGAUCUUACGGGUGGUGUGUACUACGGUGCAAGGCAGGAAGGGGGCAAUGGGCGGAAUGCAUAUGAUACGACGGAGUAUUCGCGCGGUGAUAUUGAGCGGCUUGCAAGGAUAGCUGGGCGGUAUGCGCUACAGUUUAACCCGCCCAAGAUGGUUCAUUCGGUGGAUAAGGCAAAUGUCAUGGCGACGGGGAGGUUGUGGAGGAGUGUUGUGAGUGAGGUGUUUGAGACGGAGUUUCCAACUGUGUCGUUGGAUCAUGUUCUUGUUGAUAACGCCGCUGCGGUUCUUGCCAGGAAGCCGACGGGUUUGAAUGGGAUUGUGCUUACGGAGAACCUGUUUGGGGAUAUCUUGUCGGACCAGGCUGGGGGGAUUGUUGGGUCUGAUGUGCUUGCGUCUGCGGCUGUAUCAGGCUUACCUGGCAAGGUAAAGGGGCCUGGGGUAUUUGAGCCAUUGGACCUGAAGAUGAAGAGGGAGUUAAGGAAUCCACUCGGUAUUGUACAGGCUGUGUGCCUGAUGCUGGAUACCGGCUUAGGGCUGGGUGCCGAGGCAGACGCGCUCUCCAAGGCGAUCAGGCAGACCCUCGAUCCUAUAGAGCUGAUCGGGUCUGAUAUGCGGACACCAGACCUAGGCGGCACAGCAACACCAGACCAGUUCAUGGGAAAGCUGCUAUCGAAUCUGGAAAUGUACCUGGAAGCU
Molecule: messenger RNA, 1119 nt
Organism: Aspergillus versicolor CBS 583.65
Lineage: Eukaryota; Fungi; Ascomycota; Eurotiomycetes; Eurotiales; Aspergillaceae
Exons: 1
Biological process (GO): L-leucine biosynthetic process
Cellular component (GO): cytosol
Molecular function (GO): 3-isopropylmalate dehydrogenase activity
Source: RefSeq, a predicted model, not a curated record